Molecule: messenger RNA, 8689 nt
Organism: Cervus elaphus (red deer)
Lineage: Eukaryota; Metazoa; Chordata; Mammalia; Artiodactyla; Cervidae
Gene: CLASP1
Product: cytoplasmic linker associated protein 1
Exons: 42
Coding region: 1152-5789 (1545 amino acids)
Biological process (GO): mitotic spindle assembly
Cellular component (GO): microtubule organizing center; mitotic spindle; spindle microtubule
Molecular function (GO): kinetochore binding; microtubule binding
Source: RefSeq, a predicted model, not a curated record
CGAGACGGAGGGAGGCCAACUCACACUGAGUGGCUUCCGCGGAGCAGUGUGUAAUCUCACGAAAGCUUUCAAUGUCAAAUUACAAGUGAGGGUAGGCGCCCGACGCAGCAAAACUGUGGGCCCUUCGAGAUCCUUAAAGGGGAGUCCUGCAACUUGCACAGCUUUUAAACCUCCGAGACACGCUCCCACACUUCUUCCAAGAGAAAGGCGAGAGAGGGGAUGGAAGCCGCCUGCUUUGUGCAGGCACUCAAGGAAGAAAGUCUCCAGGGUCUCCGAGGCGUCCACAGGGCUGGCUCGGCUUCAAAGAGGGCAAAGAACCGUUAAAAAGUUGUGCUUCCGGCUCCAGCGCCCGCGCCUACCCGAAGGGUGAAGGGGGAGCCUCGGUACGGAGCGUCGCAAGGCACAAUUUCCUUCGCCCUGGACGCCCAGAGGGUGCGCCGACGCGCGUAACCCAGAAGUGAAAGGCCGGUUCCCUCAGGUAGUAGACCUCCUCGCCCUCACCGGGGGAAGUUCCGGCCGGACGCCUUUUACCCAAGCUUUCUGGUUCCUCCUGAGCUCUACGCUCCCUGCGUUCUGGUGCCCUAACUGCCAUGGCCGCUUAGAUUCAAUCCUCUCUGCCUAGCCUGAGUUUUGCCGCAACUCGCCGGGGGCCCGGCUCCGGCCUGGCCGCCCUUUUCUUAAAGAACCUUUCCCUACGGGUCCCCAUCAAGGCCAAUUGACGUUCUCCGAGGAGGCAAGAGCUCCAGGGACUGGCAGGUCCCGAAUCCGUCGCAGCCAGGGCGGCGCCUGCGCCGGGCGUUACCAUAGAGAAGCGGGCGCCUCUCUGCUCUCGGUUUACACACUCUAUGGUCCAGCCGGGUCGUGGCGAAUGGACCGCUGAGCUAUGAAGUGUUUCAGACCCAGGAGGAGAGCGCCAGUCUGCCACUCACUCCUUUCUCCCCUACUAGUUAUUUAAAUUGGACUUUUAAUAUCCUCCCAGCUGCUCUUCAGCCACACAUGGUGCAUUGCUGCCAUUCCCCGGAUUGCAUCUUUGACACACAGGCUCUUAGUAACCUUCAGCAAACAAAGAGGCCGCCUCCGGAGGCCGCUCACGGGGAGGGCGUCACCCCCACCGCCCCCUAGCUUCGGUGGCUCUGGAUUGGAGUUCCGCCAUGGAGCCUCGCAUGGAGGCCUGCCUCGCACAGGUGCUGCAGAAGGAUGUGGGGAAGCGACUGCAGGUUGGCCAAGAGCUGAUAGACUAUUUCUCAGACAAACAGAAGUCUGCCGACCUCGAGCAUGACCAGACCAUGUUAGACAAACUUGUGGAUGGACUCGCUACCUCUUGGGUGAACUCCAGCAAUUAUAAGGUGGUUCUCCUGGGCAUGGACAUCCUGUCCGCGUUGGUCACCCGGCUGCAGGAUCGGUUCAAGGCGCAGAUCGGUACAGUGCUGCCAAGUUUAAUAGACAGACUGGGAGAUGCUAAAGACUCUGUGAGGGAGCAAGACCAGGCCCUGCUGCUGAAGAUCAUGGAUCAGGCUGCUAAUCCCCAGUACGUGUGGGACCGGAUGCUGGGCGGCUUCAAGCACAAGAACUUCCGCACCCGGGAAGGCACGUGUCUCUGCCUCGUGGCCACCCUCAACGCCUCUGGAGCACAUACGUUAACACUAAGCAAGAUCGUGCCACAUAUAUGUAACCUACUAGGAGAUCCCAACAGCCAGGUUCGAGAUGCAGCAAUAAACAGCUUAGUGGAAAUUUACAGACAUGUAGGAGAACGUGUGAGGGCAGAUCUCAGUAAAAAAGGAUUGCCACAGUCCCGGUUGAAUGUAAUUUUUACAAAAUUUGAUGAAGUCCAAAAAUCUGGAAACAUGAUACAAUCUGCGAAUGAUAAAAAUUUUGAUGAUGAAGAUUCUGUGGAUGGUAAUAGACCUUCUUCCGCCAGCUCUACGUCGUCCAAAGCUCCAGCAAGCUCACGGAGAAACGUUGGAAUGGGCACCACCCGGAGGCUCGGCUCCUCCUCUCUGGGAUCCAAGUCUUCAGCUGCAAAAGAAGGAGCUGGUGCUGUUGAUGAAGAGGAUUUUAUUAAAGCAUUUGACGAUGUGCCUGUAGUCCAGAUUUAUUCCAGCCGAGACCUUGAGGAGUCCAUAAACAAGAUUAGGGAAAUACUAUCUGAUGACAAGCAUGAUUGGGAGCAAAGAGUAAAUGCUCUAAAAAAGAUUAGAUCUUUACUCUUGGCUGGUGCUGCCGAGUAUGAUAACUUCUUCCAGCACUUACGGCUUUUGGACGGAGCCUUUAAACUGUCGGCUAAGGACCUACGGUCUCAGGUUGUGCGGGAGGCUUGUAUCACGCUGGGGCACCUGUCGUCAGUACUGGGGAAUAAGUUUGACCACGGCGCUGAAGCCAUCAUGCCAACCAUCUUUAAUUUAAUCCCAAACAGUGCCAAAAUCAUGGCCACCUCGGGGGUUGUAGCUGUCAGGCUAAUCAUUCGGCACACACACAUCCCGAGGCUAAUCCCCGUCAUAACAAGCAACUGCACCUCCAAGUCUGUUGCAGUUAGAAGGCGCUGCUUUGAAUUUUUAGAUCUACUUUUACAAGAAUGGCAGACACAUUCAUUGGAACGACACAUAUCAGUAUUAGCUGAAACGAUAAAGAAGGGAAUACAUGAUGCUGAUUCAGAAGCAAGGAUAGAAGCCAGAAAGUGUUACUGGGGUUUCCACAGUCACUUCAGCAGGGAGGCAGAGCACCUGUACCACACGCUGGAGUCCUCCUACCAGAAGGCCCUGCAGACCCACCUCAAGAGCUCGGACAGCGUGGUGUCGCUGCCGCAGUCGGACCGCUCGUCCUCCAGCUCCCAGGAGAGCCUCAAUCGGCCGCUCUCUGCCAAAAGAAGUCCUACUGGCAGCACCACCUCCAGAGCUUCCACGGUCAGCACCAAGUCCGCAUCCACCGCGGGGUCCCUGCAGCGGUCUCGAAGCGACAUCGACGUGAACGCGGCCGCCAGCGCCAAAUCCAAGAUCUCCUCGGCUGCCGGCACAGCGCCCUUCAGCUCGGCCGCGGCCUUACCUCCGGGCUCAUAUGCGUCCUUAGAGUCCAGACACACAAGGGGAGACAUGGAGCCCCUAGGCCUCGACUCAGGCCGGAUCCGCACGCGACGGCAGAGCUCCGGGAGCGCCACCAACGUCGCCUCUACACCGGACAGUCGGGGCCGCAGUCGCGCCAAAGUGGUCUCACAGUCCCAGCGAUCCAGAUCUGCUAAUCCUGCUGGUGCUGGCAGCCGAUCCAGUUCCCCAGGGAAAUUGUUGGGAAGUGGUUAUAGUGGCCUUGCUGGGGGUUCCUCAAGAGGCCCACCUGUGACGCCCUCUUCAGAAAAACGAAGCAAGAUUCCCAGGAGUCAGGGGUGUAGUCGAGAAACAAGUCCAAGCCGCGUAGGAUUAGCACGGAGCAGCCGUAUCCCUCGACCCAGCACGAGUCAGGGGUGCAGCCGCGAUGCCAGCCGUGAGAGCAGCCGGGAUACGAGCCCUGCUCGGGGCUUCACGCCGCUCGCCUCUCGACGUCAUUCCAGGUCCACUAGUGCUCUCGCCACGGCUGACUCUGUGGGGCCGUCAGACCGCUUUGGGCUCGGCCAGGCAGGAAGAAUUCCUGGUUCUGUGAACGCCAUGCGGGUUCUGAGCACCAGUACAGAUCUGGAAGCUGCUGUUGCUGAUGCUUUGCUGUUAGGAGACUCCAGGAGCAAGAAGAAGCCUGUGAGGAGGAGAUACGAGCCCUACGGGAUGUACUCUGAUGAUGACGCCAACAGUGACGCCUCUAGCGUGUGCUCCGAGCGCUCCUACGGCUCCCGGAACGGGGGUAUCCCCCACUACCUGCGCCAGACUGAGGAUGUGGCCGAGGUGCUCAACCACUGUGCCAGCUCCAACUGGUCUGAGAGGAAGGAAGGGCUUCUGGGUCUGCAGAACCUGCUCAAGAGCCAGAGGACGCUGAGUCGAGUAGAAUUGAAACGAUUGUGUGAGAUUUUCACCCGAAUGUUUGCUGACCCUCACAGCAAGAGAGUUUUCAGUAUGUUUUUGGAGACUCUUGUGGAUUUUAUAAUAAUUCAUAAGGAUGACUUGCAAGACUGGCUUUUUGUUCUUCUCACACAAUUACUGAAGAAAAUGGGAGCGGAUUUACUUGGAUCUGUGCAAGCAAAAGUUCAGAAGGCUCUUGAUGUCACAAGGGACUCCUUUCCAUUUGAUCAACAAUUUAACAUUUUGAUGCGAUUUAUUGUGGAUCAGACUCAAACUCCUAACCUCAAGGUCAAAGUUGCAAUCCUGAAGUACAUUGAGUCUCUCGCCAGGCAGAUGGACCCAACAGAUUUCGUAAACUCUAGUGAGACAAGGCUUGCUGUUUCUAGAAUUAUAACCUGGACAACAGAACCAAAGAGUUCAGACGUGAGAAAGGCAGCACAAAUUGUGCUCAUCUCUCUGUUUGAAUUGAACACUCCUGAAUUUACCAUGUUACUUGGUGCCUUGCCAAAAACAUUCCAGGAUGGUGCCACCAAACUCCUGCAUAACCACCUCAAGAAUUCCAGUAACACCAGUGUGGGCUCUCCAAGCAACACCAUUGGCCGGACUCCCUCCCGACACCCCAGCAGCCGGACCAGCCCCCUGACCUCACCCACCAACUGCUCCCACGGCGGCCUGUCUCCAAGCAUGCUGGACUAUGAUACAGAAAAUCUGAACUCUGAAGAAAUCUAUAGUUCUUUGCGUGGAGUGACAGAAGCCAUUGAGAAGUUUAGUUUUCGAAGCCAAGAGGAUCUGAAUGAGCCCAUUAAAAGAGAUGGCAGAAAGGACUGCGAUAUUGUGUCCCGUGAUGGUGGCAUCGCCUCCCCCGCCACGGAGGGCCGGGGCGGCAGCGAGGUGGUGGAAGGAGGCCGGACGGCUCUGGACAACAAGACCUCCCUCCUCAACACGCAGCCCCCUCGCGCCUUCCCGGGGCCGCGGGCGCGGGACUACAGCCCCUACCCCUACUCGGACACCAUCAGCGCCUACGACAAGACCGCCCUGAAGGAGGCCGUGUUCGACGACGACAUGGAGCAGCUGCGAGAUGUGCCCAUUGACCACUCGGACCUGGUGGCAGACCUCCUGAAGGAGCUGUCCAACCACAACGAGCGCGUGGAGGAGCGGAAGGGCGCGCUGCUGGAGCUGCUCAAGAUCACGCGCGAGGACAGCCUGGGCGUCUGGGAGGAGCACUUCAAGACCAUCCUGCUGCUGCUGCUCGAGACCCUCGGGGACAAGGACCAUUCCAUCCGAGCACUGGCUCUCAGAGUGUUGCGGGAAAUCCUGAGAAACCAGCCAGCGAGGUUUAAAAACUACGCGGAGCUGACGAUCAUGAAGACCCUGGAGGCCCACAAAGACUCCCACAAGGAGGUGGUGAGGGCUGCCGAAGAGGCCGCAUCCACGCUGGCCAGUUCCAUCCACCCAGAGCAGUGCAUCAAAGUGCUGUGCCCCAUCGUCCAGACAGCCGACUACCCCAUCAACCUGGCCGCCAUCAAGAUGCAGACCAAAGUCGUCGAGAGGAUCGCCAAGGAGUCCCUGCUGCAGCUCCUCGCAGACAUCAUCCCAGGCCUGCUGCAGGGCUACGACAAUACGGAAAGCAGCGUGCGCAAGGCCAGCGUGUUCUGCCUGGUGGCGAUCUACUCUGUGAUCGGGGAGGAGCUGAAACCUCACCUGGCGCAGCUCACGGGGAGCAAGAUGAAGCUGCUCAACUUGUACAUAAAGAGGGCGCAGACCACCAACAGCAACAGCAGCUCCUCGUCCGACGUCUCGACCCACAGCUAAUGCAACGCCAGAAUCUCCGUGUAGCCCUGGAAGCAAUCGGUGGUGCCUCAGAGACCUCCCCGCCAUCCCCCCACCCCCGUCGGCUGCCCAGUCAGAAUCAGGAGGCCCGCAAAUAUUUAUUACAAUCAGUAUUUUGAUCCCUUCCAGCUUUUGUGUAGAAUCAUACUGGUAUUGAAUGUAAGGGAAGCAAGGCCUGUGUUUCAUCUUCCUACAGAACAAAACAAAAGGAGUGAGAGAAGAGCCGUCCUCAGACCGCCUGGCCCAGCCACUGAGGCUGUGAAACCGCGUGUGGGGUGCAGUUCUUAAAAGUCAGAGCUCGCUAGCCGAUACAUGGUAGAAAGUAGCAUUUUCUCUUCAGUUAAUAACAGGUUUGAGGAGGUUGUAUUGAGUUGUGUUUCUCUUUCAUCCUGGCUCCCUUCCCUCUGGAUCUGGCCUGUGUGGGGCAGAGCCCACGCCCUUCACAACUGAUACCACGAAAGGGUUUUAUAUGUUUUAGGUUGCAUUUUGAGACUACUAAGAAUAUGAAUCAAGUCUUGGCAAGAAAUGGGAAAGAAGCCUGAAGAUGGCCUUGUAAAGAGCAUGUGAUAUUUUGCUUACACUCUGCAGCCUGGGGGCUGGCACCCUUUACUGCCUCCUUCCAGGAUGGGCUCCCGGCUCCUCCAAACAGCCCCGCUGACGCCACCCCUGCUCCAGAGCUGCUGGGGCAGAGAUCUGUGAUGACAGUUGAGAUCCAGGCACAGAAAUCAAGGUAAAUCGAUAGCCUCAGUUAGCAUGUGCUUGAAGUGGGCCUUCACGCAGCAUUGAAAACACAAGAGGAGCUGCUGGUUUUGCUGCUGAGAUCUGGGAAAUGCCGUGGAACACACCGUCCCUGGAGGCUCAAGUCUAGUCUGGCCUCCUUUCCGCAAGCUGCGCCCAGGCUGCUUGAUUCCAGUGUUCUGUCCUGACAGUUGGCAACUCUGCCAUCUCCGUUUUUACUUCUUUGUUUAAUUUGGGAUUGAGAUCAAAGAAAAACCUAGAGAGACCAGGUUAUCAGGAUCAUUUUUUAAAAUUUUGUGAAGUACUUCCUCGAUCAUCUGUUGAAAUAAUCAUGGUUUAAGGAAAAAGUAAUUAUGAUGUGCAGCAAAUUGCAGAAAAACAGGAUUUGAACCAGUUUAGAGUCUAUUUUUCCUUCAGUGAGAAACUUACCCCUUAAAAUGUUUUCUUGAGCGUUUCAUUGCUUCAGUAAAAGUAACUACAGAUCUCAAGUCUGUGUAACUAAGUUUCGAGUAAAAUUCUUCAAACCAAAUGGAAAUUCUUUUUGCAAUCAUGGAAACAUUUUAGACUCUCUAAACUGAACUGGUUUUUCCAUAUUUCCUUAUGGAAAUUUGUUCCGUUCUUUUCCCCAUGCCUGUUCUGAUGUUAAUUUUUAAUGAGGUGUUUGCUGCUCAGGUGCAGAAUCUCGGCAACUGCCAGGUUGUAUGGGUCCCACCUCUGAGCUCCGCAGACCCUCUAGCCUUGACGUUGGAAGUCCUGAAAGACACUGUAGCAGAACGCAACUUGUUUUCAUUCAGAAUUUAUUUUAGAUACUUUAUUUGGAAAUAGGCACUGAAAAUGGAGGUCCAGGAGCAGUGAGGCUGGGGUGCCUUCACUGCGUGUGUGUGUGUCUGUGUGGGUGUGUGUGGGUGUGUGUGUGGGUGUGUGUGGGUGUGUGUAGGGGGUAUCCUGCACGUGUAGGAGGUGCCCUGCUGCUGCUGUUGAGAGAACUUCAGGGGUGUGUUUUAAGUGAUCAAACAUAGUUGACUCUUUUGGCUCAAAACAUAGCAGGACCAGGCCUUACUUUCAUUGAUAAAUACCGUUUGUUCAUAUGUCGCUUUCGGGGUCUCUUUCUUACCCCCUACAAACAAGUCCAAGUGUCUGAUGACUCUUCUGGGGCAGAAACUGUCUUUUUUCCUGCCUAGUGUGUGUAGAAAGGCCUUUCUCCUUCAGCUCGUGGACACCCAGGUUGCUGUGGCCCCCUACCCCGGAGUCGGGAAGGACCUUGAGCAUGGCCGCGUGUCCUCCUGGCGCUCACAAAGGGCUCGCCUUGAAUGUCACUUGCCCAACCUCGGUCUCCCAACCCAGAGGGAGCCGCCACCCCCAGGUCUCUGGGCCUCCUGGGAGGAGACUCGCAUGCAGCCACAACCUCAGGGGGCCACCCCCUCCAACCGACAGCUGCAACUGCCCUGCCUGGCCGCCGCCUCCCUGCAGGCCUCCUGUCUGGAUGAAACAGCAGAACACAGCGAGCAAAGCGCCCAAAACUCCGUCUGCCUCCCCCGUUCGCCUGACUGCCCGGGGCCCUGAGAAGCCCGCCGAUGCCACCACUGGGCCGGGGCGCCGGGCUCCUGCUUCCCCUCGCGCUGUGGCCGGGGGAGGCUCCGCCUUCCCAGGGCGCCGUGGCCACAGGCGCCUGCCACAGCCCCACUAGCUUCUCGGUCAUGCAGGCAGCGCAGCUGCGCCUGAUCUGUCUCCUCAAUCUUUUUCUUUCCCUGCCGCCCUUUAUUUAUCAAGCAUAAUAUUACACAGUAAAGAAGAGCAAAUAAGAACUUUGUAGAACCUCACCCAGACUUUGCUAACGAUGAUAUUUGAAAAUGAGAACAACGCUCUGAAAAACAUCCACCACCAAAAUAGUUUUGUUGGCACUGUUCACACGCAUGGUCCCCCACAUCCCCAGGUUGGGUUUUUGUUUGUUGGUUUUGGUUUUUUUAGGGGCUUUUUCAUGUUACAUCCAUAUCUGUAUUUAUAUCUUAUUUGUUUCACUUUCAAGUGUAUCAUGGCAAAUGUACAGAUUUUCUUUUUUUGUUAAUAAUGUGCUAGGAUUUGCUAAAAAAGGAAACACAAAAACCCUUUUGAGUUUGCCCUAGAAUAAAUGAGACUUAAUUCAA